CUUGUCUGUGAAUGUAAAGAAAGGUUUUAGUGAUAGUGAAAUAUGGCGUAUUUUGCUCUUAUUCAGUUCGAGCUAUGGGAUGAACAUGAUGUAGAGAGAUGGCUUAAAGGCUUGGAUGAUGCUGUACACGACUACAUUCCCAACUUUGUGCUGGAGAGAGUAGAUGGUCGCAAACUACUCAUGAUUAGUCAUUCUGAUUUGGAUAAACUUGGUGUUACAAAACUGGGGCAUCAAGAACUUAUAUUAGAGGGAGUGGAUCUUCUAAAAUCUUUGCGCUACACAUUUGAAACAGAAAAUCUUCAGCAUUUGGCUCUUCAGCUAGGUUGUAAAGCUAGGAGUCUACAUAAGGAGAUCCUUGCCCGUAAUGGUGAAAAUGAUCCCAAUCGAGCUAAUGUCCAACCUGUCAGACAUAGGCGUCAACUAUCAAUAUCUGUACUUUCUGGUGUUUGUGAUAUCAUGUGCACUUUGAAGAAUUUGACCUCUUGGCUAGACAGGGCUCCUUUUGAAACGAUCCAUGGAAUUACUUUAUUGCGAAAUUCAUUAGUUAAACUGGGCUUGGAGCUUGUAACAGUGGCACAGAAAGAAUCUGAUAUAACAGAGGUUGAAAAAAAAAUUUGUGAGCAGUGCCAGUGUAUGACUGAAUAUUGUGAUGAACUAGUUCUCAAUAUGAAGGAAUCUUUAGUUGUGCAGCCUGCAGCAUUGGAAAUGGCUACGAUAAGAAAAAAACAAGGAGAUGAAUUGGGUAUGAACAUUCAGUCCUCAUAUUAUGGAUGCCAUAUCAUAGGUCUUAUUAAAGACACUUCCCCAGCUCAUCUUUGCAGUAAGAUUGAGAAAGGAGAUGAAGUUCUUCAAGUGAACAAUCAAACAGUUCUGGGUUGGCAACUUGCUAAAUUAGUUGCAGCACUAAAGGAAAAACCUAAGGAAGUUACCAUGCUUUUAAAGAAACGCCCUAGACACACUACACCAUAUGGCAAUUAUCCUAACAGAAAACAAAUUGCAAACAGGCAUGUUCCCUCUGUAGCCACACUGCCUAAGAUGAUGAAAAAACGAAGAUCAAAAGAUGGAGAGAAAGCACAAAGACCAACUUUAGAGGAAUAUGUUUCUUCAUCUAUACCUGUAGAAGAUAUUUAUAUCACAAAAGAAUCUCCAGAAGAUAUCAUUGAUGGGAACGACACUGAUAACGAUGUGUUUAGGAGCGGAUCUGAGUCUCCACAGUUCACCUUGCCUGUAAUUGUAGAUGCCAAGCAGCGUCGAGCCACCGUGAGUGGUGGCUCCCCCACAUUUGAGCGCCCAUCUCUAGUGGUUGAGGACCUUGACCCAGCACCUAUACGACCUAAGUCACAAGCCAUAAUCCCUGUUGAGUCAGCCCCAACUUUAUCAUUCUCCACUGAGAAUUCACUGUUCAAGAAGGUGGUCAAACACAACAGUGAGAAGUCAAGAGAGAAAGAGAAGAAGCAAAGGCUUGUUGAACUUGAUGGUUCAUGUUUAACAAAAGUUGGACACACGCUGCAUGUCCUGGAAAAUGUGCUCAAUUUGGAUACUGAUGAUUUAGAUGUUGAAAGUGUGAACUCAAUUACUGAUACAAAAAUUGAAAAUUUACCAGUUCACCAGGACAACUUAAUCAAUCAAAAUAAUAGCCAAAAUCUCUUGAAUAGUGAAGGAGUUCAUCAGAAACUAGAAGUAGCUUUAACUGAGAUCACCAGCGCACAAGAGGAUAUACAAGACACCCACACACAAGAGGAGGAACUAGAGAUUCCCACACAAGGGGAAGAACAAAGCACCCUCAUACAAGGGGAGGAACUAAGCACCCACAUACAAGGGGAGGAACUAAGCACCCACGCACAAGGAGAAGAACAAAGUACAAACACACAGGGGGAAGAACAAGAGAUACGAUUACUAGAGGAAUCACAAGAAACCAACCCACAGGAGGAAAUACUCAAGUCCCAGACACAGGAAAAAGUACAAGAGUUUACUGUCAACAAACCGACUCCUGUAUUGAGAGACAGCGCUGCUUGGAACAGACAACAAAAAAUAAUCAGCACUGAAAUAGCAGGCAAUGCACAGCGGGGUGAUUUACCACAGCUUGUGAGAAUCAAACGUCUGGACUCCACACAAAUCAAUGAACUGGAAUCAAAUAUGGCAGAGGUUGAAGUGUCUGAUAAACCCACUAAACAUGUUGGCUUUGUAGAUGACCAUGCGUAUCGCAAUGUAGUAAUAGGUGGUGUGAUACACAAAAUACCGGUUGAUAAACCCAUCACAAGUUCACCACCAGUAAAGUUGAGAACUAAACCUCCCCCAUCAAAGAGAAAACUAGACAGGCGCGUGUCUUGUAAAGAUUUAGGUAAAGGAGACUGUGAAGGCUGGUUGUACAAGAGGAAACAGAAAUCUGGCACACUCUCAAAACGAUGGGAUAAACGAUGGUGUGUCCUGAAAAUGAACAAUUUGUUCUAUUACAAGAAUAAAGAUGAUGAAAAAGCAGAAGGUGUUAUCCACCUCCCUGCUUUUCAAGUGUCUCCUGCAAACAAUUUGAAGACGAAGAAAUUUGCUUUCAACAUUCACAAUACUGGGACCACUUUUUCUUUUGCAUCAGAAAGACAAGAUGAUAUGAGCAAGUGGAUGAACAAAUUGGGUCUCGCCUCAAUCAGUUAUAAAGAAACUGAACUACCCAAAGAUGAAGCAGACCAUACUCCUUUACCAACGGAACAAAAAAGUGCAUUUUAUAGUGAAAGUGAAGAUGAUGAUGAUAAUCUAAGUUCUUGGCAGGGAAGUUUACAGUCUUUGGCUAGCAUUUCAUCUGCUGGUAGCAGUAUAUCUCCUCAGACGUCUCCUGCACAUAAGAGACACAAUCUUCAAGUUAUCAAAACAACAGUAGGUGCAAGCACAGAGGAACUGCAUUCCAUGUUGAGAACCAUUGAGAACAAUGACCUGACCAUUGAUGGUAAGGACAAAAUAAAACAGAGACAAAGUCAGUGCAUGCCCUUGUCCAACCUAGCUGUUGUUUGUCCUGUGGAGGUAGAAAGUUUAAGAAAGUUGCACUCUUUACAAAGAACACUGAAGGCCAAAGAACUGGAGCUCCAGCAAAUUGAAUCAUUGAUGAACAAGCCUAACAUUUCCCCCGCUGAACUGCGAGAGUUCCUGAAGUUACAUGAUACCCACCUCGCGUAACAAGCUAAUAUUAGAAUGUUGAGUUUAAUUAAAGUAAAUACGUCAUGCUAGUCAGUGUUUAUAUGUGUAUAAUUUAAAUAAGUUAAACGUGAGCCUGUAGAAUGCCAAGUGUUAAUUUACUUAGUAGUAAUUUGUUUUCAAAAUGUACACAUGUGUAAAUACCUUCAUUGAUUAGUUAUGUUUUAGUUGGUAAGAAGAAAAAAAUGGUAGAAAUAGAUUGUAUUCUGUUACUUUUUUCUUAUAUUUAGUGGUAAAGAAAAAGAAAAUUUAUGCUUGUCAGAUUAAAAAGCUUUAUCUAAUUUGUAGAAUUCUGAGCUUCAGUCAUAUAAAUACUGUGAUGUAGAGUAGCGGCCCCAUGUGUCCUGUGCACGGUAGGGAAAAGAUGAUGCUGUAGAGCAUAUUGCUACCAACUGCUGUUAACUGUGUUAAGAGUAGGCCUAUUUGUGAUAUGAUACAUGUUGAGUUUGUGCAUGUGAUAUGUAUUUGUAAAGCUUGAAGUUGUUUGCUAGUUACCUAUGUUAUGUAAUUCAUAAUUGUCAGUAAUCUUAUGGUUUUAUUGCUAUUUGAUGUUGUUAUUGCAUAUAAUUACUCUCCACAAACCAAAGAGCUUUGUCUGAGGUCUAAAGUAAAUUAUUUUAUUGAUGCUAAUGCAUACAAUUCUCUUGCUUUUAGAAAUACUUAAAUAGUAUAAUUUUUUAAGAAACUUGCCAUAAAAUGCCUGUAACAAUUAAUAUUCUCUUGCUAGGUCUUCUAGGUAGGUUUAAUUAACUUCUAAUCUUUACAAGUUUAAAAAAUGUGGUUUUAUAUACAUAUGUAUAUAUGAUUUAGAAUUGUUGACUUAUUUGUGAGAAAUGUGUAAACCAACUAACUGCAACAUGGAUUCUCGUACUCUCAAAUCUUGUGUGUUGUAAAGAUUUUUGUUUCUAAAAUAGGGACUAAUUUUUUUGUGUGUAUAGUAAGGAUUUUGAUGGUUUUUUUUGUAUCAAUAUUAAGUUCUAAUGCUCUGUUUGAGUGCAAUAAACCAUUUUCAGAGAUU
Physella acuta is the source of this 4201-nucleotide messenger RNA. RefSeq lists its product as uncharacterized. Lineage: Eukaryota; Metazoa; Mollusca; Gastropoda; Physidae. The record is from RefSeq and is a predicted model, not a curated record. Gene Ontology annotation, molecular function: protein binding.